This is a messenger RNA of Panicum hallii, 453 nucleotides long. Its product is annotated as protein NUCLEAR FUSION DEFECTIVE 6, chloroplastic/mitochondrial-like. The record is from RefSeq and is a predicted model, not a curated record. Lineage: Eukaryota; Viridiplantae; Streptophyta; Magnoliopsida; Poales; Poaceae. Gene Ontology annotation, cellular component: mitochondrion. The transcript is spliced from 3 exons. Bases 19 to 297 code for a protein of 92 amino acids.
CAUCGCCCCGCCACCACGAUGGCCGCCGCCGCCAGGUCGCUGCUCCGCUCGUCGGCCUCCCUUCUCCGCGCUGCCCCGGCGAGGUCCUCUGCCUCGUCGGCUGCGGCGCGUCCGCCUCUUCGGCGCGCGUUGGCUGCUCCUCCCCGCCUUCUCAGGUCGCCCGUCGAGUCGAGCUUCUGCGUGGAGUCGCUUCUGCCUCUGCACAGCGCCACCGCCGGUGCGAGGAUGACGUCCAUGCUCGCCAUCCCUGGCCGAGGCCUCGGGUGGCUCACCCAGGCUGAAACCGAUGGAGUAUGAUGCCAGCACUUUAGGAACCAGGAGAUCAGUGGUGCUUGGAGUUCUUUUUGUGACCCUGCAGAAUGAGUUGACAAAAAAAAGUACGCUUUACUUUACCUGUAUGUGAACUGUGAUGAUGACUUAAUAAAGAAUUUUGUAUGGUUCUCUGACUUUUUA